This is a messenger RNA of Nicotiana attenuata, 1813 nucleotides long. RefSeq lists its product as uncharacterized. Gene Ontology annotation, biological process: protein ubiquitination. Bases 193 to 1581 code for a protein of 462 amino acids. The record is from RefSeq and is a predicted model, not a curated record. The transcript has 4 exons. Gene Ontology annotation, cellular component: membrane; Cul4A-RING E3 ubiquitin ligase complex. Lineage: Eukaryota; Viridiplantae; Streptophyta; Magnoliopsida; Solanales; Solanaceae.
AGUUAUAAAGACGAUGACAAGUGGCAAAAAGGUCCAAAAUAAAUUCUAGUUUUCCUCCCAUGUCUUUGUACAAACCGUCAUUACGUCCCAUAUUUUAAACCAUCAACAUUUUUUUCCUCUUAAGGACACUACACCACCUUAAAACCUCUCCUCCAAAGCACUCUCUCAUUGUAACAAAACAUUUUCUAGAAAAUGAAUUGUCACAACAGCUACCUGAAAUGGACAUUCUUCCUUAUUUUUUUUACCACCUGCAGAUUUUCUAUAGCAAAACAAACAAACCCCACUUCAGAUAUCCCCAAAUUGAAUCAAUUCUUGAAUGCAAUCUAUGAAUGGAGGGUUAAUCAGCAGCAAAAACAAGCAGAUACCGGUCUAAAAUUACUUGAAGCUCCUACUGUAGUAGCAGGGGUGCUCUGUUUUUUAGCAGCCUCUAUAUCUAGUGCUGGUGGGAUUGGAGGUGGAGGUUUAUAUGUACCAGUUCUCACUGUAAUUGCUGGUGUAGACCUCAAAACAGCUUCAAGCUUUUCUGCAUUUAUGGUCACAGGUGGCUCUAUUGCUAAUGUUGUUUGUAACAUGUUCAUUACAAGUCCUAAAAAUGGUGGCAAGAUUUUGAUUGAUUUUGACAUAGCAUUGCUCUCGCAACCCUGCAUGUUGUUGGGUGUUAGCAUUGGAGUUAUAUGCAAUCGUGUACUCCCGGAAUGGCUUAUCACUAUACUGUUUGCUGUGUUUCUUGGUUUUUGUACUUUCAAAACAUGUAAAUCAGGCUUUUGUUUUUGGAAAUUGGAAUCAGAAGUGGAGGUGAUGAGGAUAAAAAAUGGAAAUCAAGAAUUGGAAAAUGGGUUGCUAAAAAAUGAGAGUGAGCCUUUGUUGGAGAAGGAAGCAAAGGGAGGAGGAGGAGGCAGCAUUCCGUGGAUGAAAAUUGGAGUGUUGGUGAUGUUCUGGUUUUCUUUCUUUUUCCUCUAUCUUCUUCGUGGAAAUCGAUAUGGACAAGGAAUCAUUUCUAUGGAGGCAUGUGGUGUGGGAUACUGGAUCAUCUCGUCAGUUCAGUUUCCUAUGGCUAUCAUCUUUACGUCAUGGAUCUUGUAUAAUAGAGCAAGUCAGCAGAACAUACCUUCCAAGAAGCAGGAAGGAAGCAGUGAAACUAAACAUGGACCUUCAGGGAAGCUCAUAUUCCCAUUAAUGGCACUACUAGCAGGGGUUCUGGGUGGCGUUUUUGGAAUUGGUGGUGGAAUGCUAAUUAGUCCCCUUCUUAUCCAAGUUGGAAUAACUCCUGAAGUGACAGCAGCAACCUGUUCAUUCAUGGUUUUUUUCUCCUCUAGCAUGUCUGCUGUGCAAUAUCUAUUGCUAGGGAUGGAGCAGGUGGACGACGCCCUCAUCUUUGCACUUGUAUGUUGUGUUGCCUCAAUCGUUGGAUUAGUAGUAGUUCAGAGAGCCAUAAAACAUCAUGGGAGAGCAUCCCUCAUUGUGUUUUCUGUUGGCAUAGUAAUGGCUUUAAGCACUGUUCUCAUGACCAGUUUUGGAGCUGUUGAUAUCUGGAGGGAUUACACUAGUGGGAAUUACAUGGGGUUCAAGCAGCCUUGUUGAGAAAAGAAAAAGAUCAAGUCUUAAGAAAUUAUCCAAUUCAAGGCAUUGUCCAAGUUUUGCAAUUUUAUGCUUUAUCUAAUAAUCUAAAGAAUCAAAUGCUUCUUGGGAAGCUUUUGUUAAGAUUCAUAUUAGAGAACAUGAGUGAAGAGAGCUCUGAGAUGUUUGUAACUUCGAUUGUGAAGUUUAAGCCAUGAUUUUACAUAUCUUAUGUAUUUCCAAUUGUUAUGCUUAA